AUGGAAGAUAAAUCAAGUUAUACUUUGACUUAUUCAAUUGCCCGUUCAGGAUCCUUGCCGUCAGUAGACCUUAACCGCAGAAACAGGAAAAAUGAUUUUCGCGUUGACUUGAAAAAAAUUGAAAUUAUUCCUACCGAUGCAAAUUUGAAUAUGAAUACAGACGCAAAACUUUCUGUAAUAUUAAGACAUAACAAUCGGGAUAUCUGUUUGUGUUUGAAUGAAAGGAAGGAUAUAGUUUCUAUUCCACUUCAUCAGGUAGUCGGUUUUAGAAUCACUGAAUACAAAAUAAUGGAGAUCCUAUUAUUGGAUAAUUUCGAAAGGUCGUACUACUCCAACGGUGUUGAAAUCAAAGGAGAUCCGACCAACGGGUUAUUAGAGGGUGCAAAUUCUUUAAUAUUCAUACCUUUAAAUUAUGUUAAUUUAAACAAUUUGGUUGAUAUUGAAGCCGGAAUUGCGAGAUAUAGAGUAGAGAAGCAGAGUCACCUUUUAAUGAAUGACACACAAAACUCUCAACCUGAUUCAUCCGAUGAGAUAUAUGUAACUUUUGUUCUUUUUGUCGAGCGUGGAGCUGUAGUUGUUCCUCGUGACAUUACACUUAAGUCAUUACUAAAUGUGAUCUCAAGUCGCUUUCAUCUUCAGCUUAACACUGAACGCAUGUCUUAUAAAAAUGGAGUUGGAGAUAUGAUUACACUUAAAGAUGAAGAAGAUUGGAAGGUUGCUAAGUGGGAGGCUAAAUAUGAGAAAAAGAUCGGAGUUGAAGUUCAUUUGGCUUGA
Molecule: messenger RNA, 774 nt
Organism: Acaulospora morrowiae
Lineage: Eukaryota; Fungi; Glomeromycota; Glomeromycetes; Diversisporales; Acaulosporaceae
Source: the annotation of a GenBank genome assembly